AUGGAUGCAGCACUGCCUGCCUACAUCAGAAAGUUUGCCAAAGUUCUCGAUGCGCUGGAGGAAGAUGCAAUGGUUGCCGUGAUAACCAUGACGGGCUCCUGCUGCCCCAUUACCACGGCGCAUUGCAACGCGUUUGACACCGCACGGAACGCUCUGCUCGGUGCAGAGGGUUUCCAGAAGCAGCCGAAUCUGGAGCAAUUCAGCGAAGUCUUGGGCAUGCUCUCGCUGAACAGCGACAAGCACGUUAACGAAAAAAUGGCCAGCAAGCACGAGAAGUCAGUGUCAUAUGCACACCGGGCAGAUCUCGUGAGGCUUGCCUCCGCCGAGGUGCCCUGGAUGGACUUCAAUCCUGGCAGAGAGCACCAUGUCAUUGGGCGCCUGCAAGCUGAAUGGCCGCACCUGCAGUUUGUCAGGUUUGCAUUGAACGGAGCAGACGAUGUCGUCAAGUACCGGAAGUGGAAGGGCGCGGGCCCUGAACACCGGUACAUCACCAUCGGCCGUCCCGGCUUCACAGACAAGGUUGUGCAGGGAGCGAGCAGCGAUGGUGUGGCUUUGGACCAAGGCUUCUUCAUCCUGGUCCCUGAGACAUCCACACCCGAGGUGGCCGAUGUCAGCUCAACCCUUGUCCGGGAGCUCCUGAGGGCAGGGGACCGUCACCUCGGCGGCAGAGGAAGGGGUCGGAGAGCCUUCUACUAUCUUCUACUUGCCACGGAGGGUACAGGCAAUGGGCCUGGAUGUUUUCAAGGCAUGAGCGCUUUGUAUCCCUGUGUUGGUCAGUCUCGUAAGCAGUCAUGGCCGCAGUGCCGCGGCCAGGUGUUGUAG
Messenger RNA from Symbiodinium pilosum, 822 nucleotides. The record is from the annotation of a GenBank genome assembly. NCBI's taxonomy places the organism in Eukaryota, Dinophyceae, Suessiales, Symbiodiniaceae.